GGAGCGCGCACUACACUCAACUGGCUUUUGAUCACGUGAUUUGUUCGAGCCGCACAUCAACACGUGAUUAAAGUUUACUUCCGCCUCGGGUUUUGCUCUGAAAGAGUGAAGGAGUGACAGAUUCAGGGAUUGAUCACCGCAGGAAAGAUGAUUGUGUCCACAGCUGGAGUUUUCUUCUUCUUCACACUCAUUCCCGUGUCCCUUUCCUCAGCAGCUCCCAGUUUCACAGUGGAUUAUAAAAACAACAGCUUCCUGAAGGAUGGAGAAUAUUUCCGCUACAUCUCCGGGAGCAUUCACUACAGCAGGAUCCCCAGGUUCUACUGGAAAGACCGGCUGCUGAAGAUGUACAUGGCUGGACUCGAUGCCGUCCAGACAUACAUCCCCUGGAGCUUCCACGAGUCCGUGCCCGGAGUGUACGACUUCAGCGGAGACCGAGAUCUGGAAUAUUUCCUCCAGCUGUGUCACGACAUCGGCCUGCUGGUCAUCCUCAGACCCGGACCCUACAUCUGUGCUGAGUGGGACCUGGGCGGCCUGCCUGCAUGGUUACUGAAGAAGAAAGACAUCGUCCUCCGCACAGCAGAUCCAGAUUAUUUAGCGGCGGUGGAUAAAUGGAUGGGGAAGCUCUUACCCAUGAUGAAGCGUCACCUCUAUCAGAACGGGGGGCCGAUCAUCACAGUGCAGGUGGAGAACGAGUACGGGAGCUAUUUCGCGUGUGAUUUCGAUUACCUGCGUCACCUGGUCAAACUCUUCCGCUCGCACCUGGGGGACGACGUGGUUCUGUUCAGCACUGACGGACCCGGACUCGGUUACCUCAAGUGUGGAGCUCUGCAGGGGGUCUACGCCACUGUCGACUUCGGGCCUGGCGGAAACGUGACAAAAGCUUUUGAAGCUCAGAGAUACGCUGAACCUCGUGGGCCACUGGUGAAUUCGGAGUACUACACUGGCUGGCUGGAUCACUGGGGAGAACCUCAUUCUGUCGUCUCUACCAACGCUGUGGUCAAGACCCUCGAGGAGAUCCUGGACCUCGGCGCAAACGUCAACAUGUACAUGUUUAUCGGAGGAACCACGUUUGGGUAUUGGAACGGUGCAAACACUCCGUUUGCUCCUCAGCCCACCAGCUACGACUUCGAUGCUCCUCUGACGGAGGCUGGAGAUCUCACGCAAAAAUACUUCGCCAUCCGCAAAGUCAUUAAGAAGUAUAAGAAGAUACCAGGUGGAGUUUUACCGCCGUCGACGCCCAAGUUUGCAUACGGAAAAGUGCAAAUGAAGAAAUUAAAGACCGUAUCAGAAUCUCUGGAGAUUCUCUCAGUUUCUGGUCCUGUGAAAACUCUUUAUCCUCUCAGCUUCAUCGACCUCAAUCAGCAAUUCGGGUUUGUUUUGUAUCAGACGUCACUUCCUGUGGACUGUUUAAAGCCGACUCCUCUCUCAUCUCCGCUGAACGGAGUUCAUGACCGAGCGUACGUCUCAGUGGGCGGAGUGGCUGUAGGAAUACUGGAGAGAAACAAGUGUAUCAGUAUUAAUAUAACUGGGAGAGCUGGGAGCAGUCUGGAUGUGCUGGUGGAGAGCAUGGGCCGAAUUAAUUACGGAAAAAACCUCAACGACUUCAAGGGUCUGGUGACGAACCUCACACUGGGAGCAGACGUUCUGACCAACUGGACAAUAUUCAGUCUCAGUAUAGAUGAAGUAGUGAGGGAGGGGCUACUGUGGGACACGUCCUCUCAACAGGACAGUGGCCCCACCCACAUCCUAGCCCCGCCUACCUCGCUGUCUCUGCCUACGUUUUACGGUGGAACCUUGAAGAUUCCUGACCAAAUCCCAGACCUGCCGCAGGACACGUACAUUCAGUUUCCAGGCUGGAGCAAGGGUCAGGUGUGGAUAAACGGGGUGAAUUUGGGUCGCUACUGGCCGUCUCGUGGUCCUCAGGUCACUCUGUUCGUCCCUGCGUCUGUCCUCAGCACCGAGGCCCCCAAUAACAUCACGCUUCUGGAGCUGGAGACGUGUCAAUGCACACGGGGAGAGUGUGUGGUCCAGUUCACACACACACCGAUCCUCAACUUCACCGUUACACACAUCAAACCUCACAGCAGGGGGCAAACAUUCAUCACACCAUGAACACGCAAUACACACACAUGCAAUACACACACAAACACACACACACACACACACACACACACACACAUACACCAUGAACACUCAAUACACACACACAUACACACACACAUACACACACACACCAAACCCCACAGCAGGGCGCAAACACUCAUCACACCAUGAACACGCAAUACACACACACACAUACACACACACAAUACACACCAUGAACACUCAAUAUACACACACCAUAAAAACGCACACACACACACACACACACUACUGACUGUAUUAGAGAUGAUGUAUAGUGUGAUCAUUACAAUCUGAACGUGUGUGUGUGUGUGUGUGUGUGUGUGUGUGUGUGUGUGUGUGUGUGUGUGUGUUGGUGGUGGGGGGGGGGUUUAUGGAUAUCUGAUUAUUUACUCUGGGAUUUUAUAAUAAAUAAUUAUUUUUCUUACUGCUGGGAAUACUGUGGAAUACUGUGGAAUAUUGUGAAGGAAACUAUCACAUGCUGCUUUCUAAUAAAACCUGAUUCCAAUAAAACUCACUGUGGGGUAAAAACUGA
Molecule: messenger RNA, 2656 nt
Organism: Silurus meridionalis
Lineage: Eukaryota; Metazoa; Chordata; Actinopteri; Siluriformes; Siluridae
Gene: glb1
Product: galactosidase, beta 1
Exons: 16
Coding region: 148-2112 (654 amino acids)
Biological process (GO): carbohydrate metabolic process
Cellular component (GO): vacuole
Molecular function (GO): beta-galactosidase activity
Source: RefSeq, a predicted model, not a curated record